Messenger RNA from Exaiptasia diaphana, 1885 nucleotides. RefSeq lists its product as uncharacterized. The transcript has 10 exons. The record is from RefSeq and is a predicted model, not a curated record. Bases 121 to 1743 code for a protein of 540 amino acids. NCBI's taxonomy places the organism in Eukaryota, Metazoa, Cnidaria, Anthozoa, Actiniaria, Aiptasiidae.
ACGUUAAGUGGAUCAAGACUCGGGAUAAGUUGAAUUGGACAACGACAAGAGAGCUGUUUUUCUCAGUAGCCAGGAAUUWAGUCUUAUUGCGAUUACUGUAACUCAGGUCAUUUGGAGUGAAUGCACUGGCUGUCGUUUUUGGUAGCCAUGUUGAGUUCUAUGAUCUUUGUUGUCGUCUUGUCGUUAGGGUGUCAAGCUACAGAUGUUGUUCCAAAGUACGAGAAUAUUGGUUGCUUCAAAGACAAAAAGGGUGCCCGAGCUCUACCCGAUCUUCUUCGUAAUUCCCGAGGAAAAAUUGAUUGGAAAAAUGCCCGRUCGAGCUUCAAUCGUAUAAUACAAAACUGUUCGAUAUUAGCUCGAGAAAAAGGCUUCAAGUAUUUUGGGAUUCAGUWUUAUGGAGAGUGCUGGAGCGGUCCGAAUGUCCAUCAAACAUUCUACAAAUACGGAAGAUCGAAACAGUGCUUAGGUAGCGUUGGGAAAGGUUGUGCUAAUCGUGUUUACAUGCUGGUUGGACCAGGCCGUACACAAUGCUCAAAGGACAAUUACCACAAUCUUAGUGAGAAGGGUCGUUCAAUAAAAUACAAAGGGGAUGAACGUAAAUGCGACAACCCACUCCCCCACGGGAAUGCCUGGUAUAGAUUUACUGGCGAUGCAGGUAAUACAAUGGCAACAUCCGCUGGAUCCAAACUCUCGUGUAACACAAUCAAUCCUGGUUGGAUGAGAGGUGCACCACCUGACGUAACAUCAGGACCAGUAGAUAGAACGGUGUGUUUUGUGUCCGAUGAGGCCUGGGAGAGUAAUGAUUGCAAGUACCAGGUCAAGAUUCAAGUCAUGAAUUGUGGUCAUUUCUUUGUGUACAAACUCCCUGUUGCUCCAAGAUGUCUGCUGCGCUACUGUGGUGCUUUGAAUUCUUCUUUGCCAGUGGUGUCAGACCUCAAGGACGCACAACAUAUAAAAGACACCUCAAUCAUUGUCUACAUGGUCAAUAACAGCCUUACAAUGCGACUCAAUCUAAUUCUUGUGGUACUAGUUUACUUGUCCGGUGUUAAAGCAAGCCAAAACUUUGUGAGUGUCGGUUGCUACCGAGACAAAAUCCAUGACAGAGCCUUCCCAGAUCUCAUCGCUAACUUUAGAGUGAUAAAACCGACAAUCGACUGGUCUAAUAUUACCAAGACUAUCUACCAUUGCGCACGCGUAGCUCAGAGCAAAGGAUAUGUAUAUUUUGCGGUUCAGUUCUGGGGCGAAUGCUGGGCAAGUCAUAAUGGAAGCAAAACGUACGACAAACAUGGCGAGUCAGCGGAAUGUYAUAAAGGAGUUGGAAAAGGAUACACGAACCACGUUUAUAGGAAUACAGGACUUGAAAACGAAUGUGAUGGAUACUCGGUACUGAGUUCCCCUGAYCGCUCUAUGACAUACCAGAACACAAAGGGUGCACCUUAUAAGUGUGAUGACAAAAUGCUCGAAGGAUGGUUCAGGUUCCAGGGUGGGGCAGGCAAUACCAUGGCGAACUCAUGUGUGCUACAAGAAAAAUGCGGAACUCUUGUUUCUGGAUGGCUAAAGGGUUCCCUUCCAAGUCCAAACCAAGGAAUCGUUCCUGGUAAAGUGUGUUAUCAGUAUCUUGGUACUUGCUGUAAAUGGAAUGAGCCGAUUUCCGUACGGAACUGUGGACGAUUCUACGUUUACAAGUUAAAGAAACCUAAAUAUGGAUGUCCUUUUCGCUACUGUGGUAAUGGGAAACACUGAGAACGAAAGGACAAUCUCAGUAAAGAGAAAUCGAGCCAGAUGGAAGCCUGUAAGAACAUCUUUAGGUUUCAGAAAGAAAAAACAACAACACUGAACAAAAUAAAAACAUUACAUUAGCGCUAAAAUUAUAAGACUAGUUUCU